This is a messenger RNA of Ziziphus jujuba (common jujube), 2986 nucleotides long. Its product is annotated as zinc finger protein 8. The coding region runs from base 258 to 1043 and encodes 261 amino acids. Gene Ontology annotation, biological process: trichome differentiation; response to gibberellin; trichome morphogenesis. NCBI's taxonomy places the organism in Eukaryota, Viridiplantae, Streptophyta, Magnoliopsida, Rosales, Rhamnaceae. The record is from RefSeq and is a predicted model, not a curated record. The transcript has 2 exons. Gene Ontology annotation, molecular function: DNA-binding transcription factor activity.
CUCGCUCCUUCCUCAUCCCCACAUACCAACACUACCCUCCUCUUCUCUUCCUCUCUUUCUCUCUGCUUCCUCAUUUCCAUUUCCUUCUCUUCUUUCUUCUUCUUUCUUUUUUUUUUUUCCUCCUCUUUAUCCUUCAGAGUGGUGUGUACUGCACCCAUCACCCCAGUUUCCUCUCUUUCCUGCUAACUUGAGCCCGAAUUUAAUUCCCAAAAAAAAAAAAAAAAAAAAAAAAAUUCAUUUGUGUUUUUUUCCUCCUUAUGGACAAGACGGAGAGAGAGACUCAUGAUUUCAUGAACGUGGAAUCCUUCUCUCAGCUUCCCUUCAUUCGUCCAGCUCCAGUUAAAGAAAAGAGCAUUCGCCUUUUCGGCAAAGAAUUCGGCGGCGGCGAUGUGGCGGGCACCACCGCCACGGAAGAAUCCGAAUCCGCGGAAACCAAUAAUGCGUACGACGAUGCCAAAGACAACAACAGCACCAGCAACAAUAACAGCAACGAGAGCAACAACAACAACGGGGAGAGCAAUCGGAGAUUCGAAUGCCAUUACUGCUGCCGGAACUUCCCGACAUCACAAGCUUUGGGAGGACAUCAGAACGCUCAUAAGAGAGAGCGACAACACGCCAAGCGAGCACACCUUCAGUCUGCUAUGGUGCAUAGCAACCUGACGGAUGCUCAUGUCUAUGGUCUCAUGAAUUAUCGACUGGGAUCGAGUCCAGCUUAUCCGUCGUGGACCAGCAGCAAUAAUUCUACUGCUGCCACUGCCAUUGCAAGUGGGAAUAGGUUUUAUGGAGGCCUUGGCUCUUACUCUCACCCACCACCAAUAAAUGGAAGUCCUCUGGCUUUGUGGCGAAUCCCUCCUGCCGUUCAAAGCAACCACCCUGCUUUUAAUCGUGACCGUUCAUCGGCUGUGCAUCCUUUGCCAUUGUUUGCUGGUGAAGAAAUGAAAGCGUCACACCUUGGUGGAUCUGCUGCUUCUCAAAGUCGGUAUGUUACUUAUGAGUCAAAACCUAGCGUUCAGGACCAUGUGAGUUUGGAUCUUCAUCUGUAAUAAUUCCAUUAAUUAACUUUUUUUUUUUUUUUGGGAAAGAAAAAAAUUUGAGAUUUUUCUCAUGUUGGGUAUUUAAUUUCCUUUCGGUAUAUGCAAAUGUGGGAAAAUUUAUAAAAAAUAUUAGAUUAAUUUUCUUGCUUAAUUAAUUUAUGAAUUAACUUCAUUCAUAAUUUCACCAUGUAACUGAGGUUCAAACCUUGACCUGGAUAAGAAUCCUCCUUCCCCAUUAUUGUAAUUAAAAAAAAAAAAUGAAAAAUAUUUGUGUGUUUGUUGGGAAUUUUUUAUAACACAUGGUAUUAAUUAAAAUGUUUAACGUCUUUCUCUUUAUUAGCUUCGUUAAUUCUAGAAGACCAUUUCCGAGAACACAUCUCUCUCUCUCUCUCUCUUCCCCCCGCCCCCACGCAUAAUUUUCUGAUACUAAAUAUUUCAACCUUUAGAAGCAAUUAAGUAAAAUUUUGGUUCAAUGUUUCUUGCUCAAAUUUCAUCGAUUUAUACUUAAAAGCAAUAUUUUGCUCUGAGCAAUUCAUAUAUAUGUAUCUAUCAUCUUUAUAAAUCAGAGUAGUUUUUUUGUUUUUGCAAAACACACGUGUGGGGAAUAUAUGGUACCAGUCGAGUUCCGCAUGAACUUUUGUCGAUACACACGUGUGGAUACGUCCAUAUUUGAUGUGUAAGACAGGUGGGGUGAUGAGAGAGGUGAGAUUGGCUUCGGUGCAUCAGAGUCAUGAGAGAAAAAGAAAAGAAAAGAUGAUCAUCUAUCAGACAUAUUGAUAAGGUUAAAUGUCUCUUCUGCUUAAAAGAUAUAACAUUUUGCAGAAGAAGAAAACGAUAAUUCCAUGGCAUUGCUGCAGUGCAAUCCACAGACUGAAAGAAACAAAGAAAGACACAGAAAAAGAAAAGACUGUUUAUGUGUUAUGAAUGUGUGCCCAUCAAACUUUAAAUAAUGAUGCGCAUUACAUAUCUACCUAAAAGAUUGUGGUGGAACCUACCUCACCUGAUCAUCAUACCACCUCAAUGACUAAUGAGACAAAGGUGCCAAUCUCAAGACCACUGAUUCUUUCCAUUUUUAUGUUUUAGUGUUGAUAUAAUCUCCAUAUAUUGAUUCUUAAUUAACCCCAGUGAUUGUUGGCGAUAAUUGACAAUAUUCUAUUAUCACGUCAUCCUCAUAAUGUUAUACUAAACACUAUUAUUAACAAAUGUAGGAUUUCUUUGUAUAAGGUUAGUUAAAUAGUUAAUAUAAUAGGUUGUUAGUAUUUAUAUCAGGUCGAUUUUAUAAGAAAAUGACUAUAGCAGAGAUGAAAAAUAUGGAAGUGGGUAAUGGAAGAAGAAACAAUUGUAAUGGUGUCAAUUCAAAGAAGAAAGAGGAAUAAGUGAAUACCAAGUUGAUGAAGGUCUAGGAGUAGUAGUAGGGGAAUUCAUGGGUCACUUCUGUCUGUAGCUGUUUAUGAACGUACAUUUUUCGUCAUUUCAGAGGGAAUAGUACCAAAGCUUUCAUGGCUUUAAAAUGGCAAAACCAACCCUAGAGAAAAGGAUGUGUCUUCCUUUUCCCUCUCUAGGAGACUCUUUGAAAGGAACAUAUGAACAUGGUAGUUAGCCUGCCAUCUUUAUUUCCAUGGCUUUUGUACCAUUUGCUUUUAUGUCUGCAAUAGAAAGAGAGAGAAAAUAAAGCAAUUAGGUAGGUUAUAUAGUUUUUAGAUGUGAGUGAAGGUGAAUAAAAAUUUACGGAUUCUGAUAAUAUAGCUGUGCCCACCUAGGGCAAGCACUUCGACUCUCUUUCUCUCUCUCUCUCUCUCAAUAACCAAUAAUUCAGUUAUAGUUUUGUACUGAAAUUAAAGGAUCUCUCUGUUUCUUUCAUUUAAUGUUUAAUCAAUCUGUUAUUUAAAAUAAUGUGACAUCACAAAGCUGGUCAGUGUUUAAUACGAUCAUGGAUAAUAUACAGAACUCCC